Coturnix japonica (Japanese quail) is the source of this 2820-nucleotide messenger RNA. It is a transcript of the gene NKAIN1, whose product is annotated as sodium/potassium transporting ATPase interacting 1. Lineage: Eukaryota; Metazoa; Chordata; Aves; Galliformes; Phasianidae. The record is from RefSeq and is a predicted model, not a curated record. Gene Ontology annotation, biological process: regulation of sodium ion transport.
CGGGGAUGGAUGGCGAGGUGUGCGCGGCCCCGGGGGCCCUGCGCCCGGAGAUGGGAAUGUAGCGGGCUGAGGGGGGAGCGGGGCUCGGGAGAGGAAGGCGGGGAAGGGGGGCGAUGCCCCUCGCUGAGCGCAGCCCGCCUCUGUGCUAACCCGGCAGGAUGCGGGAGGCGGCGGGGCUGGGAAGAAAGUAGCGGGGCUGGAGAGCGGGGCAUGGCCGUGCUGCCCCCCUGAAGCUCCCCGGGAGGCUGCUGAGGAGUCGGAGGAAGGAGACGGGCAGCCACGGCGGGGAAAUCCGCGGCUCCGGCUGGGAAACCAUGGGGAGAUGCAACGGGAGGUGCACGCUGGUUGGAUUCUGCUGCCUGCAGCUGAGCUGCCUUGGUGACUGAUUCCUGCGCUGUCCCCUCCUUUGUUCUUUCCCAGAUCGCAGCGCUGGAGCGGCAGAUCUUUGAUUUCCUGGGCUAUCAGUGGGCACCCAUCCUGGCCAAUUUUUUACACAUCAUGGCUGUCAUCCUGGGCAUCUUCGGGACCAUCCAGUACAGAUCCAAAUACCUCAUCAUGUAUGCGGUGUGGCUGGUGCUGUGGGUCGGCUGGAACGCCUUCAUCAUCUGCUUCUACCUGGAGGUCGGGCAUUUGUCACAGGACCGAGAUUUCAUCAUGACUUUCAAUACCUCCCUGCACCGCUCGUGGUGGAUGGAGAAUGGGCCUGGCUGCCUGGUGACACCGGUGCUCAACUCCCGGCUGGCGCUCGAGGACCACCACGUCAUCACAGUCAGCGGCUGCCUGCUGGACUACCAAUACAUCGAGGUGCUCAGCAGCGCCGCACAGAUCUUCCUGGCGCUCUUCGGCUUCGUCUAUGCCUGCUAUGUCAGCAAAGUGUUUCUGGAGGAAGAAGACAGCUUUGACUUCAUCGGUGGGUUUGACUCCUAUGGUUACCAGGCGCCGCAGAAGACAUCGCAUCUACAGCUACAGCCACUGUACACGUCUGGGUAACUUCGUGCCCUCAAUCUGCCCUGGCUUGUGUGGGACUGGACCCCUCGGAGCCCCAUGUCCCCAACUUGAUGCCAUUACCACCUCUGGGGGACAGGAACAGCGCCAAGCCGCCUCCCUCCAUUCUCCUCUCGCACCCUAGAAAUGAAGCUGAGUUGGGCAUGGUCACGUCCAAGGGCUCCAUCAUCUGGUUGGCUCCCAGUGCAAGACUACCAUGGACAGGACAUAUCCAGUUCACCUACAAAAGACCCAAGGAAACCCUCAGUGCUGUGCUCAAGCCCCAGGAUGGGGCAGCACAGUGGGGAUGCAGCGAAGACAUGGGGACGCAGCAGGACGUGGGGAUGUGAUGGGGCUGUGGGCUUGGUCGCUAGACACUUUUCUUCUGUUUCUCAGACCUGGUUUUUAACUUAAAUAGCUUGUCCUCUUCCCAUGAGCUGGACAUAAUGAAGCACGGAGCGGAUUUGGGACAAAACCCAGCCUGUUUGGAGCAGCUCAGACCUGCGGGGUAUAACUGCAGCUUGGUGGGGUUGGCACACCCGUGGCAUCACUGGAGAACAUCCUAAAGUGCCAGAUUUGGAGUCGGGAUGGCACAGAGAAGGGGGUUUGUUCCUAAAUAGCCCCCACUGUCUUACCAGGGGACCAGAGCUGGGCUGCUCAUGGUCCCCAGACCCCAGGACCAGCACCCCACAGCCUACCUGCAUUUUGGGAUUCCAUCCCCACUUGUGGAACUCUUGAAUUUGGCAAUACUGAUGCUGCUCUCAAACACAGCCCUUUCAGGCUGUUUUAAUGAAUAUAAUGAAUGUUUUAGGUUUGUAUUUUAUUUUAUUUUAUUCUAUUUUAAUUUGAAGUGCCUGAGUACACUUUUGUUGAUCAUCACCCUCACCCCUCACACCUUCUUCUUCCUCCUCCCGAGGCCGCAUUGUGCCUUCAGCGAAGGCUGGCAGUGCCCACUGCCUCCCUUGGGUGGUCAGGCUUCUGGGGGUAAACCCAUCCUUUCUGGCACUGCCCCAAAUGGGGACAUUCAUUUUGGCAGCAAAAAAAACCCACAACCCACAUGGUGAGUGAUGAUUUGGGAAUGGUUUUGGUGGGAGGUGAGGUGUGAGCUCCUGGGGUGUGGUUGCACAAGCAAUAUCUGUUGAAAACGAAGAGCUGGGAAUAUGAAGUGUUGGAACAACCUGCAAGCAAACUUCACUUCAGGAAGACAUUUUGGGCCUCUGAUGUGGUUCAUUCUCCUUUUUCCCAGCCUGCAGCAUGGAGGUGAGUUGGGGUCAGUCCCAGACCCCCCAUGGUUUGUCCCCAGAUGUCCCUGUUCCCUGGAACACAAAAGGGGGCUGCUCCAGCUCUGCCUCCCCAGGGUUACUCCUCCAGGAUGGGCUCUUCCAGCAUCCCAGAGCACAUUUUCCCUUCCCACCAAGUGCCAAAGGGAGGAACCCAAAGGGAAACGCCGCCCAAUCCCGCAUCCUCAUGUGGGCUACGUCCCCCCCACCAUCACCACCACCAACACCACCACCUCACCCCAGCCUGAGCAGGAGCUUUGCAGGCAAUAAUUCUGAGCCCUUUUCCCCCCAUCUCUGAGAAAUAAAGUGAUUUCAAAGACAACAGAGCCCACCUCCACAUCAACCCCAUCCAGACGUCCCCAGAACCACAUCCCAGCACUGGUGACCCCGGGGGACAGCAGAGGGCACAGUCCCACUGUCACCAGUGCUCCAUGAUCUCUUUUUUCUGUUGGCUUGUUGUUUGUUUGUUUGUUUUUAUAAGACAGUCUUUGUAACGUGAACCGCGGAUUUCUUUUUCUAUUCUGUAAUGAUAAAAGUGGAAGGAGUUUUCACCCAA